This is a messenger RNA of Phytophthora infestans T30-4, 637 nucleotides long. RefSeq lists its product as uncharacterized. The transcript has 3 exons. Bases 65 to 412 code for a protein of 115 amino acids. Gene Ontology annotation, molecular function: DNA-directed RNA polymerase activity. Gene Ontology annotation, cellular component: RNA polymerase II, core complex. The record is from RefSeq and is a predicted model, not a curated record. Gene Ontology annotation, biological process: transcription initiation at RNA polymerase II promoter; DNA-templated transcription; maintenance of transcriptional fidelity during transcription elongation by RNA polymerase II. Lineage: Eukaryota; Oomycota; Peronosporomycetes; Peronosporales; Peronosporaceae.
AAAACGCUAAUAACUGAGCAAUAUGGCUACUGCUGGGAUGCGCUUUUGCCGCGAGUGCAACAACAUGUUAUACCCGAGCCAAGACCGCGAGAUUCGUCGGCUAGUAUUCCGAUGUCGCAAUUGUGGACAGUGUGAGGACGUGGAGGAGAACUGUAUUUAUGUCAACGAGUUGGUCAAGGACACGCGUGUGCAGUUGGACGUGCUCCCCGGAGACGUGAUCGACGACCCGACCCUGCAGCGCGACUACGAUGUGGCGUGCCCCAACUGCGGCCACAACGGUGCCGUAUUCAUUCGCUCGCAAGAUGGCGUCAAGCAGUCGACGCUUGCCCUCAUCUGGGUGUGUCUGAACCGCGAUUGCCAAGUGGACGAGGAGGGAAACCGCUUGCCAUCGUAUCGCUGGAUGGGAAGCUGAGCGGUGACUUGCAUGCCACAUUUGCAGCGGACGCAGACCUUUACUUUCAAGGAUGUAACAAUGCAACACUAGGUGACCGACCACACAAUGGGUGUUUGCAUUAUGCUAUUGAGACGCACAAAAGAGUGAAAUAGAGCGCUGUGCUAAUUGUGGGCUCCGCUAUGUUAAGAGAUGAGUCCGUGCCGUAGCUUAGCUGAAAAAAAAUGUCCGACGGCUUGUAGGAAA